This is a messenger RNA of Truncatella angustata, 489 nucleotides long. RefSeq lists its product as uncharacterized. The transcript is spliced from 5 exons. The record is from RefSeq and is a predicted model, not a curated record. NCBI's taxonomy places the organism in Eukaryota, Fungi, Ascomycota, Sordariomycetes, Amphisphaeriales, Sporocadaceae. Bases 1 to 489 code for a protein of 162 amino acids.
AUGGCUUUCAUCGUUCACAGUUCACACAUUGUUAGUAUGGAUGAGAGAUUUAUGGUUGGAGUGAAGGCGUACUUAAAAGCUAUCGAAGCCAAAGGAAUCGCUACACAAACUUCCUACAUGGGAGUGUUGAUGUACUCAGACGAUCCCAUGCAGUGCCAGCCUGCUAAUGAGGGCCUAGAGUGCUUGUUGGGCGAGGAAGGGACGGGUUUCUUCCUCCCACGUGAAGUUGGUACGGUGUUCGGUUUGGUCCGACACGGGUUCCCAUUUGCUUCCGACUACGGUGAACUUGUUCGACGAAAUGACCGAAUGCCUGUUCCACAAGGCACUGGGACGGGGAAGAAAGCCGCAGCCACGCCGAUAGAAGUCCAAGCUUCCCUCAUCGCCGCUAUCGAAUAUUUCCUCUAUAAUCUCGUAUCUUUCUUCAACUUCAUUCUCGUUUUCGAGCCGCUUAGCUGUGUAGAUGAAGAGUUUGAACCAGCAGAAGUAUAA